Drosophila guanche is the source of this 451-nucleotide messenger RNA. RefSeq lists its product as uncharacterized. The transcript has a single exon. Bases 66 to 407 code for a protein of 113 amino acids. The record is from RefSeq and is a predicted model, not a curated record. Lineage: Eukaryota; Metazoa; Arthropoda; Insecta; Diptera; Drosophilidae.
GGCUUAAUAUCAGUUAACACGGAAUCUUCAUCGAUAGAGGAAGCUACGAAAUCAAAAGUGCGAAAAUGCGUUGCGUGAUAUUGUUUGGAUUGAUUGCCUGUCUGGCCUGUCUGUCUAUGGCCUGGGGCCUGGAGGAGUCGACCAACGAUCAGGAUCUGUCCCUGUCGCCUGUGGAGCAGGGCAUCGAGCAGGCCGUCGAGGGCCAGGUUCGUGCUAAGCGUCAGUUCUUUGGCGGUGGCUUUGGACGCCCCUACUAUGGCGGUGGAUAUGGUGGCGGCUUUGGACGCCCCUACUAUGGCGGUGGAUAUGGUGGCGGCUUUGGACGCCCCUACUACGGCGGCUAUGGACGUCCCUAUGGCGGCUUUGGUGGCUUCGGCGGACCCUAUGGCGGUGGAUUCUACGGCUAAAUGACUUUGCUUACCAAUAAACGAAAACGGAAAGUGUGACAAAA